Molecule: messenger RNA, 2479 nt
Organism: Linum trigynum
Lineage: Eukaryota; Viridiplantae; Streptophyta; Magnoliopsida; Malpighiales; Linaceae
Source: the annotation of a GenBank genome assembly
AACGGGACGGGACGGGAUACCCGUCCCGUUUGAAGCGGGUACCCAAUCCCGUUUGGAGAGUAAAGUCUAUCCUAAGUCCCAAACCCAUACGGGUAACGGGUACCCGUUUAUACCCGUUAAAACCCGCUGAUUUGCUUUCCACAAAUGAAAAAAAAAAUCAGUUGUCCAUUUCCAUAAUCGAUAGUCACUCACUGCUCACAAAUGAAAAUAACCCCCACUGUCCACAAUAAGAACCCAUACCCAUUGGCCACAAAUAAAAAAGAACCCCCAAUGUCCACAAGAAGAAGUUUGAAAGCUGAUGAGAACUGGGCAGCUCAGCAGCAGCACGCAACGAGUACUCUGAAAGUGAUGACAAUCUAGAUGCUAUGGCUGUCGGCGGCGCAUCAGGAUUCGGAAUGCAGAUUCGGAAUAGAGGGAGAGCCAGAGAAGAGGAUUCGAGGGCGACGGGUGUCGGGGCAGGGAUCUAGAGGAGAGGAGCGGCCGACGGCGUCGGGAUUCAUCUUGCUCUGCUCUAGGUCUGCUGCUGCGAGCCGCGAUCGCGAGAGAGGGAGAGUCUGUCUCUGUCUCUCAGGCUCACGAGUAGUCGCCGCCGCCGAGUGAGGGAGAGGUGAGAGGAGAUGGGCCUGGACGCUAGGCUGGGCUCGGGAUUCUGGGCUGGGUUUAUGUGUAUUGGGUAUUGGGAACUGAUUUUAGAAAUCAUAUUUGGUGUAUUGUGAUUGGGUAUAACGGGUACCCAUAUUACCCAAACGGGUAUUAGCGGGUAACCCGCGGGUACCCAAUAUUGAAAUUACAAUCCCAAAUCUCAUCCCACAAUAAAUAUAAUGGGUAUUUGGGUACCCGUAACCCUCAAAAAACGGAACGAGUAUGGAUAUUCCCAAAUACCCGUUUCCCGUUGCCCACCCCUAAUGAUAGUUCUUUGUAAUAGUGUGAGUGAUAUCAAUUGACUAUAUCAUCUAUAUGCUAUAUGGUGUUUUGAACGUAUGCCUCAACCCAUCCAUAGAGGCAGGCAGGCAGCACAUGCAUGUGCGUCUCUUUUUCAAUGCCCGAACCGACCCGUCAGGUCAAAAGACCAAACUCUUUUCAGUUCAGAGUACACUCUGGAAUUCGACUGCUCAUUAGUCAUUACAUGCGGAUGCGAUGAACCGUGAAAGAUACUUUCAAAGACUACGACUUGUUGAAGGCCACUUGAAAUAUGCGUGAUGAAAAUUCCAAGCCGUCAGAGGCGAACCAUGCUCUCAAAUAGUCAUAGGCCGUAUGGGCGCAGCUCUCUGGUCUGUCCACCAAUGUUUCGUCGAUCCACUGCCAGUGCCUAGAUGUCUCAACUUUACAGAGUAUAGUAGACCAAUUUGUUGCUAUCAGUUUGAAAACAAAAUUAGGUGUAGUCGACUAAAAGUCAUGGAGUCCCAUUGGCAAGCAGGUCAGCAAGUCGAGGUUCAAGGGCGAAGCUUCUGGUUGGGGGCGUUGCCCCGACCCAUGGUGUAUGAGUUUAUACACUCUUGCUUGUCUGUUUUUGGAUUAGGUUAGAAUAUGCGGAGGAGGUACUAUAUACCUUUUCAAUCUCUAUGUGAAACCGGUCUUUUUUGUUUGUGGAUUAGCUAACAAAUAUCGUGUUAGUGAAUCCCGUAGAUCUGUAUGUUCUUUACUUUCUUGCAUUGUCGAUUUCUCAAUUCGUCCUGACACCGGUGUUCAAACAAAGUGGUUAACAUGAUAAUAGUUUCAAUUUGAUACGAGCACGGAACCGAUGCGCGUAAUUAUAGAAGUCGCACAACCUAAAGCAAGGAUUAAAGAUAGGGAUAAGGCGGAAUUCAAAGUGCAAUCUCACACCUGUGAGAAAGCUCUGUCAAUAUAAGGGUAGAAGGUCGACCACAAUCAAGAUGGAUGCUUGAUUGAUACAGAUACACGCUCAACGCGAUUUGAGUCCACCAACGACAAGAUCAAAAUUUACUAGCCAAAUAUACUUAAUCAACUAGAGUAAAUUCAAUUGAUCAUCAAAGUAUAAGUCUAAAACUCGUGUUUACAACCCUUUAAAUAGGUCUAGAAAAAUAAAACUAAUCAAAAAACCUGAAAAGGAAAAGAAUUCUAAACACAAAAAGGUAAUUUUAACCGUCAGUGGUAUCCCACGGUCUGUGUCUUCAUGUUCUACGAUCGUGAAAUUGAUGUCCUUUGUCGAGGGACUCCCUUGCUCAAAUCUCCUCUCUGUCCUUGUGUUCCACGGUCGUGGAAUUUACUCCCCUGAUCGAGGAUUUUGAACCGGUCUUCAAACUACUCGUUUGGUGUCCAGGAAGUUUCACCAUUCUCACCCAACACCUUCGCGAUCUUUAAUUGAACUCAUAAUUUCAUGUCUAACUCCAAACCCCCCAUCGACUAUCUUCUAAGAUGAAGAUACAAGCCUCGUAAGUAGAUACCAUGAGACUAUUACCACACUUGACCAUUUUCAACUCAUUAGUCCUCCACGAAUUAAUAACUAUUUUGAACGCUU